CUCAGACUUGUACGUCAGGAAGAAGGAGAGGAGCCUCUCUCCAUGAUGGCUGCGACCAUUGACAACAGCAAUGCCGUGCAGGCGACAAAGAGAAAGCACCUCGGCAUCCCCGAAGCUGUCUUCGUGGAGGAUGUCGACUCUUUUAUGAAGCAGCCAGGAAACGAGACGGCGGACGCAGCGCUGAGGAAGCUGGACGAACAGUACCAGAAAUAUAAAUACAUGGAGCUCAACCUGUCUCAGAAGAAACUCAGGUUGAAAAGCCAGAUCCCACAAAUCACACAGACGCUAGAAAUCCUUCGACACAUGCAGAAGAAAAAGGAAACCACAGCGCCCAUGGAAACACACUUCCUAUUGGCUGACAAUGUUUACUGCAAGGCUUCAGUGCCGCCCACCGACAAAGUCUGCCUAUGGUUAGGGGCUAACGUCAUGUUAGAGUACGACAUCGAUGAAGCCCAGGCUCUCCUAGAGAAGAACCUAUCCACGGCAUCUCGUAACCUAGAGACACUCGAGGAUGAUCUGGAUUUCCUGCGAGACCAGUUCACCACCACCGAAGUCAACAUGGCACGAGUCUACAACUGGGACGUGAAGAGAAGGAGCAGAGAAAACCUCCUCAAAUCAGCAGACAAGUCUUAAUAUCCACAGGACAGCGUCCACGUCCUCCUCCUGCUAACCAUCUUCUCCUUUAGUCAACAGUAAACAAACCCUGCCCCCCCCUCCACCGAGUCAUGUGUAUGUUCACCACAGAGCUCGAAACAUCAGAGCGCAUGUUUGAAAUAUUUCUCAAAGCGUUCUUGAUUUAAGAUUUUUAAAUCAAGCGCGCCUCAUCGUUUUAAUUUUGAACGUGCCCUCUGUUGGGUCGAGCUCAAACAUCCACCACUACUGUUUUUCUGUUGAUUUGUUACUUUUUAAAGUAUUUUUUCAAGUAAAAAACUAACAAAAACAAAGGCAACGAGACAAUUUUGUAUUCUUUUUAAUGAUUUCAGUAUGUUCCUGUUAUCUUUGGCAGACUAAUGAGUGAGGGUUCUCUCGCAACGUCUUUUCUUUCCCUGCAUUUUUUUCCUCUUUCUUACUGACCUGCACUUGUUUUUGUUUUUUCUUCAACACGCAACAACAUUCACAAGAUGUGGGACUUUUUUUGAGUUGUUAAUUCUUGAGUCCGGUUGCCAUUAUACUCCGUAGAAUCUGGCUCGUAGGAUGACAAAGUUCACAACGCAAGAAGAAGAAUACAUAAUAAAAACUAGUUCUGCCUUGUGGCUUCAGUUUUCACUUGAGAGGGAUUAACUGUUCUCCUGCUCCACAUCUGCUGCUUCUCCUCCAUCCCUCGACCUUCCACCUCCUCCUCUCCUUUAAGCCGCUGUUCUGUCUGUAUUUAUUUGUCUCUCACUGUAUCCAUUAAACAAUGAAUGAAGUAAAAGAAGAACAUUUGGGCAAAGAGAUAAGACCUUGA
Molecule: messenger RNA, 1447 nt
Organism: Plectropomus leopardus (leopard coralgrouper)
Lineage: Eukaryota; Metazoa; Chordata; Actinopteri; Perciformes; Serranidae
Gene: vbp1
Product: von Hippel-Lindau binding protein 1
Biological process (GO): tubulin complex assembly; microtubule-based process; protein folding
Cellular component (GO): prefoldin complex; cytoplasm
Molecular function (GO): tubulin binding
Source: RefSeq, a predicted model, not a curated record